AUGUGCCGUGCGGUCAUCACUGCUCCGAAAAAGAAUGAAACAACAGCGGAUAACAAAAUGUCAUCGACACCAGCUUUACCAGCAACAUUGACGGGCAUCGGAUGGAAGGCACGAGGUGAUCGACGCCCGAAAGAACGACGUGUCCCAUUCAACAGGCCUACACCGAGACAAGUUUUUGAUGCUCUUCCAUUUGUUCGGCGCUACUUUCUCUACUGGGUUCGACAUGUGCACAAGAAAGAGAAGCUCUUCAUCAACACCUUUGAACCACUUCAACACAAACCGUACUAUGGCGUUCCUUGUGGCGGAAUUGGAGCUGGAUCGAUUGGACGAGAUUUUCGAGGCGGUUUCUGCAAGUUUGGACUACGACCCGGUCUCAUUGAGCACAAAAUCGAUGUGAUCCCGGCUGAUCAAUUCAUUCUCUCGAUUCGUGAGCCCGGUUCCACAACACCAAUCUUUCAAAAGGUUCUCUGCGCCGCUACGAUCGAAAGAGCUAACGGACAGUUAACCGCCUGGGAUUUCACCUUCAAGCAAGAGGAUCUUCACUAUAGAGGACUCUACCCUCGUUCGUGGACGGAAUACAAAGUGCCCUCGUGCAAUCUCUCGGUCACAUUGCGACAAGUGAAUCCUGUUUUUCCGAACAACUAUAAGGAAACUUCAUUCCCCACGACCGCAUUUAUUUUCGAUGUUGAUAAUAAGAGUAAUGUUGAAUACGAGGUAUCAAUUGCUUUUGUGUUUCGCAACGGAACGGGUAAAAGAAGAUCGGAUCUUGCUGCCGAUUGCACAGCGGAAAACUUUGAGGAAAAUAAUAUUGCGGGUGUCUCUUUGCAACACAAAAUCGAUAAGAUGAAUUGCACGUACGGGUUGGCAACACGAGUUAAAUCUGAUCAAAUCACUUCAUUGUGUCGUUCCUUUGAUCCUUGUGGAAAUGGGUUGACGUUGUGGCAACAUCUUGCUGAGACUGGGAAUCUGCCUGGUGAAGCCGAUCUUCCGUAUCCGGCUCGUUUGGGUGUUGGCGUUUGUGUGAAAGGGGUCGUGCCACCAAAAAGCACGCGCUCGGAUUGGGCCGAAUUUUCGUUAGCCUGGGACAUGCCAAAGGUGAAAUUCGGUGAUGGAAGACGAGAAUACAAAAGGCGAUACACGCGAUUCUUCGAUUCAUUGGAGGGACUCGCGGCGAAAUUGUGCACAGCAACUCUUCUCGACUAUUCGAAAUGGGAGACGAAGAUCAACGAGUGGCAGGAACCGCUUUUGAGACACUCAUAUUUGCCCGAAUGGUACAAAGCAGCGCUUUUCAACGAGCUCUACUACAUGACCGACGGUGGCUCGAUGUGGUUCGAGUAUGAUGAGAAUUGGAGUCGAGAGGAACCUCAUCUUUCUCCCUACACGCAAGCGUUGAUGAAAAGGCACGGUCGUUUUGGGUAUCUUGAAUCGUGGGAAUAUCGAAUGGUGACCACGUAUGAUGUGCAUUUUUAUGCUUCUUAUGCGAUCGCCUCUCUCUGGCCGGAUUUGGAGUUGACCAUCCAAGCGGAAUUCACUGAUCAAGUCGGACACAGCGCCGAGAAAGAGAUUCGCUUUCACAUGGAAGGAGACAAAGCACCACUCAAAUCGAGAGCUCGCGUACCGCAUGAUUUGGGAAAUCCAGCGCAAGAUCCCUGGUUGUUGACGAACGCUUAUGUGAUGCACGACACUGGAAAAUGGAAAGAUCUCAACUUGAAAUUCGUGCUCACUUCAUGGCGUGACUAUGUGAUUCUGACGGAGAAGAACCGCAAAUUUUUGGAUCAUGUCUACCCGGCUGUUAAGUUGCUGAUCAAUGAUGCGCUCGAUUGUUGGGAUCAAGACCGUGAUGGAAUGAUCGAGAACUUCGGGAAAGCCGAUCAGACGUAUGAUGCAUGGCAGAUGGAGGGCGUCAGUGCUUAUUGUGGAUCGCUUUGGUUGGGCGCUUUGAGGGUGGCAGAGGCGAUGGCUGAAGAAUGUGGCGAUAUUGAAAGCUCGAUUCGAUACCAUCAAACACUCGUGAAAGCUAAGCAGGUGUUUAUCGACAAGCUUUGGAACGGAGCCUAUUUCAACUUUUGCGAGCGCUCGAAGAGUCGUGAUUCGGUGAUGGCCGAUCAAUUGUGCGGGAUAUGGUUUUUGCAAAGUUGCUCACCGGAAAUGGCUGCUGAGUUGGUUCCUACUGAGAAAGUGUCGAAAGCUUUGGCGACGAUCUACGAGUUGAACGUGUGCAAAUUUGGCGAUGGGAAGAUGGGCGCCGUGAAUGGAAUGAGACCCGAUGGGACUUUGGAUCGGGCGUACAUACAGGCCGAUGAAAUGUGGACUGGUGUCACGUAUGCGGUUGCUGCUUUUAUGAUUCAACAGGGAGAACUUCAACGGGGAUUCGACACAGCUUUUGGCAGUUAUGACUCGUGUUUUGAGCGCUUUGGGCUACAAUUUCAAACUCCGGAGGCCAUCUACGAAAAGAAGUAUUAUCGCGCGAUUGGCUACAUGAGACCACUAUCGAUUUGGGCAAUGCAAUGGGCGCUUGAGCGUUUCUACAAGUUGGGCAAAAUCGAUGAGCACACGAGCAUUCAGGGAAUUCAGCGAACAACACUCGCGGUUCCCAGCCCAUGCCCAUCGUCGAACAAUCGUUCACUCGUGGAUAGCCAAUCGGAGGGAUAUUGUAGCGAGGAACGAGACGAAUCAAACCGCGAAUCGAAUCAGGUACUUACCGACUCCGGUCUUUCGACAUCAAGUGGCCGGGCUGAGAUU
Mesorhabditis belari is the source of this 2742-nucleotide messenger RNA. The record is from the annotation of a GenBank genome assembly. NCBI's taxonomy places the organism in Eukaryota, Metazoa, Nematoda, Chromadorea, Rhabditida, Rhabditidae.